AAUGUUGCACUGGCCUUCAGCCAGCGAAGGCUCAGCGAGCAGGAUAAAAUUUCAAUGCAGAUUUACGGGAAGUUGCUGGUGCUGGGAGUAAAAAUCUGGUUUGAGUUCGGGUAAGAGAGACAUCAGGACACCUUGCAUUAGGUCACCUAGCAGAGAUCAGCCACUCCUGGGCUCAGUGAGGAGGUUUGGAUUUGCCUCAAAGGGCACUCCACAAAUUGAAACGAGAAAUCCCGAGGAAGCUGCCUGAAUCUCCUUGUAUAUUCUUAUUCAACAUCAUGUAAAUGACCAGACAAAUCAAAUUGGUGGUUUUUGGUUUCCGCCGGGGCCGUGGAUGCCUUUGACAUUAUGACCGCAGAGGAUUCCACCGCAGCCAUGAGCAGCGAGCCGGCCGCUGGGUCCUCCACCAAGGUGCUCGAGGGUGUGGCAGGCGCGCCCAACGAGGCGGAGCUUCUGGCGCUGAUGGAGCGCACGGGCUACAGCAUGGUGCAGGAGAACGGGCAGCGCAAGUAUGUCGGCCCGCCACCCAGCUGGGAAGGUCCACACCCGCAGCGCGGCUGCGAAGUCUUCGUGGGCAAGAUCCCGUGCGACGUGUACGAGGACGAGCUGGUACCCGUGUUCGAGGCGGUGGGCCGCAUCUACAAGCUGCGCCUCAUGAUGGACUUCGACGGCAAGAACCGCGGCUACGCCUUCGUCAUGUACUGCCACAAGCACGAGGCCAAGUGCGCCGUGCGUGAGUUCAACAACUACGAGAUCCACCCUGGCCGCCUGCUCGGCGUGUGCUGCAGCGUGGACAACUGCCGCCUCUUCAUCGGCGGCAUCCCCAAGAUGAAGAAGCACGAGGAGAUCCUGGAGGAGAUUGCCAAGGUCACGGAGGGCGUGCUCGACGUGAUCGUCUACACCAGCAUGGCCAACAAGAUGAAGAACCGCGGCUUCGCCUUCAUCGAGUACGAGAGCCACCGUGCCGCCGCCAUGGCGUGCCGCAAGCUCAUGCCCGGCCGCAUCCAGCUUUGGGGCCACCAGAUCGCCGUGGACUGGGCUGAGCCCGAGAUCGACAUGGACGAGGACGUGAUGGAGACCGUGAAGAUCCUCUACGUGCGGAACCUCAUGAUCGAGACCACCGAGAACACCAUCAAGAAGAGCUUCGGCCAGUUCAACCCGGGCUGCGUGGAGCGCGAGAAAAUCCGCGACUAUGCCUUCGUGCACUCUGCCAGCCGCGAGGACGCCGUGCACACCAUGAACAACCUCAACGGCACCAAGCUGGAGGGCUCGUGCCUCGAGGUGACGCUGGCCAAGCCCGUGGACAAGGAGCAGUACUCCUGCUACCAGAAGGCGGCCAAGGGCGGCAGCGCAGCCGAGGUGGCAAUGGUGCAGCAGCCCAGCUACGUGUACUCCUGCGACCCCUACACACUGGCCUACUAUGGCUACCCCUACAACGCGCUCAUUGGGCCCAACAGGGACUACUUCGUGAAAGCAGGCAGCAUAAGAGGCCGGGGUCAAGGUACAGGGCCCAGGGGUUCCUACCUUGAGGGAUAUUCUGCUGGCCGUGGUAUAUAUAGCCAAUAUCAUGAAGGAAAAGGAAAACAACAAGAAAAAGGAUAUGAACUUGUACCAAAUUUGGAAAUCUCUGCCGUCAAUCCAGUUGCCAUUAAACCUGGUACAGUGGCCAUCCGUGCCAUCGGGGCCCAGUAUUCCAUGUUUCAGGCAGCUCUGGCUCCUAAAAUGAUUGAAGAUGGUAAAAUCCACACAAUGGAGCCCAUGAUCAGCCCCAUCGCUGUGCAGUCAGACCCAGCCAGCGCCACCGCUGCCGCGGCUGCCGCCGUCAUCCCUGCCAUGUCCACGCCACCACCUUUCCAGGGCCGCCCAAUAACUCCAGUGUACACGGUGGCUCCGAACGUUCAGAGAAUUCCUGCUGCCAGGAUUUACGAGGCCAGUUAUGUGCCAUUUGCUGCUCCGACCACAGCUACGAUCGCCACGCUGCAGAAGAACGCGGCAGCCGCCGCCUACAGCGGGUACGCAGGCUACAUACCUCAGGCCUUCCCCGCCGCUGCUAUCCAGGUGCCUAUCCAUGACGUCUACCAGACCUACUGAGAUCCACCCACCACGACCACUGAAGGAACACUUUACUAUUUAUGAAGAAAGAACGUGUUGGGUUAGCACACACGAAACCCGAAUGUGAAGAAUGUUAUCAGAUACCAUACUGGAAUAUUUCACAUACAUGAAGUUUUCACUAAUCUUUUAAGACUGUUUUCAAUUUAGCAGACCUGUGUUUGUACACUUCUAAGAGGCUUGCAAUGGUUUGUGCCUUAAACACCAUCUCUUAAAAAUUUGUACGCUGUAGUACAUUUGUACAGAGGUUUUCGAUUUUGUAUUUUUAACGAUAUAUUUUCAGUAUGAAGGUUAUUUUCUUAACUUCUGCACUCCAGAGAUUUCUAUUUUGUAGUACCUUCAAUAGUAAAUAUAUCAAC
Messenger RNA from Kogia breviceps (pygmy sperm whale), 2465 nucleotides. Its product is annotated as RNA-binding protein 47-like. Gene Ontology annotation, cellular component: nucleus. NCBI's taxonomy places the organism in Eukaryota, Metazoa, Chordata, Mammalia, Artiodactyla, Physeteridae. The record is from RefSeq and is a predicted model, not a curated record. Gene Ontology annotation, molecular function: mRNA binding.